CCAAAUUGUCAUGCGUACCUACCGUUUUUUCACCCAUGUCGGCUUAGAAAUUAGGAGUAGGGUUUAUGUUAUGUCAUAUCCAGUUUAUUAUCAAGGUCGGUGUACUCAACACGGUGGGUAAAAUUUCUUUAUCUCGACCCAUAUUUCUUUUAAAUAGGAACAGUUUGGGUAAUUUGACCCGAUAAAACGUUCCACAUUUAGAAUCAAAGCAACUUCCGGACGCGUUACCCUGCAUUUCUGAACGCACCCCUGCUGUUCUGUGUCAAGUCAAGUUGUCAUACAAAACAAAAAUAAAUAAAGUUUGGUAGAAAUAAAACAAAAACAGCAAAAACUUAUUUUGUUUUAUUUUAAAUACUUGGAUGAUUCAAGAUGCCUGGAAGAAUAUGUGCUAUUGCUACGUGCAACAACAAUCAGGCUAUUUUAAAUAAUCAAGGAAUAUAUACUACUUUUCAUUACUUCCCAAAAGGCAGUGAUUCGGAGUCUUGCGCUAUUCGUAAAGAAUGGAUAAAACGUUGCAGAAGGGCAGAUAAAUUUAAUGUAGAUACGUCUACAAUUUGUUCUUCGCAUUUUACGCCGAACGAUUAUGAAAGAGACUUACAGAAUGAGUUGCUAAAUUUACCUUUACGCAAGGUUUUGAAAAAGACUGCUGUACCCACAAUUAAUUUAAGAAAGACUGCUGUACCUACAAUUAACUUAAAAAAAACUCUUGAUGAAUCUUCUAAAGAAUCUCAUCAAGAAAAAAGAACUAAAAGAAAGAUGAAUAGAGACGCCGUAAAAGAAACAAUUUCUUCUACUACCCACUAUCCUAAUAUGAAAAACGAAAAUGUACAUGGAAAGACCUGUAAAAUUCUGGAAAACACAGAAGAUACUGAAGAAAUUAUUUUGAUUAUUACAGAUCCUACAACUGAAACCGUUAAUUACAAACAAAAAUAUGAACAGCUACUACAAAAAUAUAAUAAUCUAAAACAAAAAUUCAUUUCUUGUAAUAAAAGUAAAGCCUGCAAGAAUGUGAUACUUACUGCUAAGGACCAAAAAAUAAUAAUUUGGAUACAAGGAUGUCACAAAGAUAUGUGUUCUAAAGCUUUACCAGAGUGA
Psylliodes chrysocephalus is the source of this 1095-nucleotide messenger RNA. NCBI's taxonomy places the organism in Eukaryota, Metazoa, Arthropoda, Insecta, Coleoptera, Chrysomelidae. The record is from the annotation of a GenBank genome assembly.